Volvox carteri f. nagariensis is the source of this 2082-nucleotide messenger RNA. RefSeq lists its product as uncharacterized. Lineage: Eukaryota; Viridiplantae; Chlorophyta; Chlorophyceae; Chlamydomonadales; Volvocaceae. The coding region runs from base 1 to 1896 and encodes 631 amino acids. The record is from RefSeq and is a predicted model, not a curated record. The transcript has 13 exons.
AUGGUAUACCCUACAUCGCAGGUCCGCCGGUCAAUCCAUGCCGUACGAGUUCAGAUGAUCGCUGCAGCUCUGCGGUUGGGUUACGACCAUGAGAACGCGCUGGUCAAACAGGUGCUGUACCGCCUGGCCCUAGCUGAGCGGCUCAAGGCGCCGUGGCGGCGACCCGGCAAGAGACCGGACCCGGUGGCGGCGGCGGCGAGGGAAGCAGCGCGUCGUACAGAGGAGGCCCUCCAGGGCGGAUCUGGAUCCGGAUUUGGCGCCUACCACACCCACCGCCCCGACCUGCUGGUGUAUGUGGACCGGCUAGAUGCCCCCACCCCCCCCGCGGGACCCGCCGCGGGGCCGGGGGGGGCAGGCAACCCGGGGGGGGCGGGGGCGGAGCUGGCGGUGCUCCGAAACCUCACCGAGGCCCUCGGACCCGCCAUGUGGCUCAACACCAUUGUAACGUUCACACACGCCGGCUCACCCCCGCCGACCAGCUGCCGCCUGCAAACCCCUCGUGCCGGAUCCACCUCCUCAGCUGCUAGCCAGCUUCCUGCCGUACACAAAGGCCCCUCUUUUGAAAACUGGCUGGAGAUCAGGAGCCAUGCACUGCAGGCGGUGAUUAGGCAGGUGACGCAGAUCUCCCGGCCGCUGAAGUUUCCGGAUCAUCGCAACGUCAUGGAUGUACGACGCGCUCGGGUUGACGCGGCGGCGCUGCCGCUGCCGCGGCAACGUCGUGACGCCAGUCGCCAGGUGGCACUGCGCGUGCUGGGUUUGCGUCAGGGUGCACGGAAGCAGCGGGACAUGGCGGAGUCGUACAGAAAGGCGACGCCUGCGGGGGCUACCGUUACCGGGCUCCCGAGGCGCAAGGCGGAUGGGUGGUACGGCCCAACAUUGAACAACACUGCGCUGACGUCAGUGACGGCAUCGAGGUACGGUGUGGUUAGACAAGUUCAAGAUUGCCGUGGUGUGAGGACAAACGGUCACGCAGCUCCUAUCGUGUGUCAUGUUCUUUUAAUGAUGUACGAAUGGCCUUGUGUGUACGGCAACCACGUGAACGUUGGUGUUUUUACAACGCCGCUCUGGGGGGGGGCGGUGGCGUCGUUCACUAAGGACCAGCGGAUGCUGGCGGCUCGCUCCGAAGCCACGGUGUACCACAACCCGCUGGGGUCCGCCACCACCUCCCUCUCUGUGGAUCUGCAAACCAGCGCCGCGGCGGGGGGAGGGGGGCGGGGGUUGGCGGCGGGGGGAGAUGUGCUGCUGGUGCUCCGGAGUGACACGCGGCUCAAGACGGUUAGCGGUUGGUGGGCCGGUUUGUUGGCCAUGAUGAUUCCUCUGGGUCGGUUGGCGGUUGACUCCGCAAAGGACGCGGGGGACACAGAUCAGGUCACAGCAAAGCCGCGGUGGGGCUUCCCUGACAGCUGUUUUUUGGGGGGGGGAAAGCAUGAUGCCGCGAAGUCGACGGCACCGCACGCGGGCUCUCGCGACCUCCAACGGGGCUGUGCUGGGGCCUCGGGCGCCGCGGGUGUGGGCUGCCGCCCGCAAUCCCGCCAGUGCACAUUCUAUGGUGGACAGCGCCGCGACCUGCUAGUGGUACCACCGCCUGCCCCACUGGGCACUCCCAGAAGUGGUCCACGCCAUCCUCGUCGCCUCUUGUCGCCUCUUCCGAACACCCUGCUGCGCCCACCCACUUCCAAUUCCGUGGAUCGUAAACACGUCAAAAAAAUGUACAGGCCAUACAGCCGCAGAAGCUCAGAUCGACCAUAUGCGCAAAAGCCGGGCCAGCACUUGGUUGGCCUCGGCAGCCGGGCGGCCUAUGGACAACAUAAGAGAGUUCGACUUUCUUCGCAGCGAAAGAACAACAACAACAGCGGUGAUGACGAUGAUUUUGACUAUAACGUUGUACUGUAUUGAGUUGGUGGCGCCGGGCAGCAAAGGCGGCAGAGCUUCAGAACAACACCACCGCUCUACGACGUGUGUGAGAGGGAACCAACAUCGUCAUGACGAUAGAAUAAAAAACCAUAAUGCGUCUUUUUUUGAAGUGAUGGCUCUAAACCGUCUCCUGAAACACAAACCGCAUUGAUGUGAGCACAAACGUGC